ACUCCCGCCUCCAUGUUCCCGGAGUCGCCUGGAAGCGUCCGCCCAAGGUCGCGGGCCGCUUGGGGAGUCAGCAGCGCGCCAGGCCCCUUCGGGCCCCACACGCAUUAGGUGCCUUCUUGAUGGGUACGGAGUGAACGCGGGCGGCGGCGGGACCGAGGCAGCGCCCAGUUUGUAACCGCCGCGCCGCCCGUGCCCGCGCGCGCCACACCCCAGCGCGCUUCCGGCCGGGCCACGUGACCGCGCGUGCACGUGUUCCGGCCUCUCCGCUUCGCCGCUCCGAACCUCCUCCUGGUCGUCCCGGCAUUCGUCCACGCGGAGCCGGCUUGGGCGGGGCCCGGGAGGCGGCGGCCGGAGAAGCCGCGGAGACGCGAGCGCCGAGCGUCGCGAGGGAGCAGGCCCGGGCAGGCAAGCGGCGGCCUCCGCCAUGAACCCCAGGGGCCUGUUCCAGGACUUCAACCCCAGUAAGUUUCUCAUCUACACCUGCCUGCUGCUCUUCUCGGUGCUGCUGCCCCUCCGCCUGGACGGCAUCAUCCAAUGGAGCUACUGGGCCGUCUUUGCCCCCAUAUGGCUGUGGAAGCUUCUAGUCGUCGCAGGCGCCUCCGUGGGCGCGGGCGUUUGGGCCCGCAACCCUCGCUACCGCACCGAGGGAGAGGCCUGUGUGGAGUUCAAAGCCAUGCUGAUCGCUGUGGGCAUCCACCUGCUGCUGCUCAUGUUCGAAGUCCUGGUCUGCGACAGGGUGGAGAGGGGCACCCACUUCUGGCUGCUGGUCUUCAUGCCUCUCUUCUUCGUGUCCCCCGUGUCCGUGGCUGCCUGCGUCUGGGGCUUUCGACACGAUAGGUCGCUGGAGCUGGAGAUCCUGUGCUCGGUCAACAUCCUGCAGUUCAUCUUCAUCGCCCUAAAGCUGGACAGGAUUAUUCACUGGCCGUGGCUGGUGGUGUUUGUGCCCCUGUGGAUCCUCAUGUCGUUCCUUUGCCUGGUCGUCCUCUAUUACAUCGUCUGGUCCCUCCUGUUCCUGCGGUCCCUGGAUGUGGUUGCCGAGCAGCGGAGAACACACGUGACCAUGGCUAUCAGUUGGAUAACGAUUGUCGUGCCUCUGCUCACUUUUGAGGUCCUGCUGGUUCACAGAUUGGAUGGCCACAAUACAUUCUCCUACGUCUCCAUAUUUGUCCCCCUUUGGCUUUCCUUACUAACUUUAAUGGCCACAACAUUUAGGCGAAAGGGGGGCAAUCAUUGGUGGUUUGGCAUUCGCAGAGACUUCUGUCAGUUUCUGCUUGAAAUUUUCCCAUUUUUAAGAGAAUAUGGGAACAUUUCAUAUGAUCUCCAUCACGAAGAUAGUGAAGAUGCUGAAGAAACAUCAGUUCCAGAAGCUCCGAAAAUUGCUCCAAUAUUUGGAAAGAAGGCCAGAGUAGUUAUAACCCAGAGCCCUGGGAAAUACGUUCCCCCCCCUCCCAAGUUAAAUAUUGAUAUGCCAGAUUAAACUCCUAGAGAGGACCCAGGCACACACAGACUCCACUUGGCCUUCGCCUCUUGUUCAUUCAUCCCAAACCUGGAAAUGGAAACAGGCUUCAAACACUCGUCUCACGCCGUGUUUGAGAUCACCGCCUCAUCAGUAUGCAUCAUAGAUGGAGGUGGUUUCAGUAUGUGGGUGUGUGUGAUGUGUACCUGGGUAAGAGACUUGCUUUCCAGGUUCGCACUUUCAGGUGUAGCUGGGGGCAGUAAGUCGAAUUGUUUUAGUAGGUCCUCAAAAGGAAUAACCACACAGCUGUUUGUUUAAAUGCUACUGUACCUAUCAAAACUAUUGUUUAAAAAGUAUUUUUAUACACUGCUAAUCUAAAAUUGUAUUUCAGAUUGUGCCUGUCAUAACAAUAGCAAAUGUAAAAAGUUCUCUUUCCCACCACUUGUUUAUAAACCUCAUAGUUGAUAUUUUUAGUGUUCCUACUGUUAAAAUACUCUCUCCUUGGGCUUUGCUGAUACUGGUCUUUAAUAUUCUGAUAGGUGAAUUUUUCUAAUGGAAUGAACCCAUGCAUAUAUAGUAUUUAUAUGAAUAUUUUAGCAGUGUAAUAUGUUGAAUUCUAGUUCUCUGCAUUACCAUUAUUACGUUAAAGUAUUUUUUAAAGCUUAGGUGUGAAGAUAUGUGUCUAUUGCAGAUGUCCUUGAAAACUGCAUAAAACAGUAUGUGCCUGGUGUGGAUCUUACCAAAGUACUAGGCAUGAAUGUAGGGACUGCAAAUCCCAUGGGUCUUAAUAUUUAGGUGUUAGUAACCAAGGUCUCUGGUAGUACCCGUUAGUAGAGGAAGAGGCCACUGCCCUUGGGAACUUGUGACAGGCUCUAGUGUGGUACCAGGCCAUAAAGUGACACUGUUAUUUAGCAACUUGAAUUUUUCCACACAGGUAGUAACUGUGUGGAAAUAAGCAACAAGUGGUUUGUCCAUUUCUAAGAAUCUUAAACUAUUAGUUGGCUGUAGUGUGAAGCAUUACUUGUCAUUGGAAAGAUGGAGAGAGUGGCCUUAACCGGAAGUGGUCAGUAGAAGCAGGUGUCAUUUUAAGGGCCAAACUUUAAUCUGUCAGCAAUAGGGAAACAACUGUUCAAAUUAUCUUUGUAGAUAAGAACAGUGUUUCUUUUUUCUUUUCUUUUGUUUUUUUGUUUGUUUGUUUUGUUUUGUUUUGAGACAGAGUUUCACUCUUGUUGCCCAGGCUGGAGUGCAAUGGCACAAUCUUGAUCUCAGCUCGCCGCAGCCUCCGCCUCCCGGUUCAAGCGAUUCUUCUGCCUCAGCCUCGCGAGUAGCUGGGAUUACAGGCAUGCACCACCACGCCUGGCUAAUUUCGUAUUUUUAAUAGAGACAGGGUUUCUCCAUGUUGGUCAGGCUGGUCUCAAACUCCUGACUUGAGGUGAUCUGCCCGCCUUGGCCUCCCAAAGUGCUGGGAUUACAGGCGGGAACCACUGCACCCGGCAGGUACAGUGUUUCUUUAGGUGCUGGUGGUACACCAGGGAAUCAGGGCAGAAGCUGGAUCCUGCAAGAGUAAUGUUUGAGAACAAAUAAAUACUUUCGAAAGGAGGUCGAAACAAAAAGGAGUGUAGGUGUUAUUACUGCAGAGAAGACUGAAUGGAGUCCACUUUUCUUAUUAGUAACUUACUAAAAAUGAUCUCAAAUGGGCUCCACACACUUUGCCCUGGCCAUGAGGCAAACUUGUUGGGUUUGGAGAAAAACACAUAACCCUAAAUUCACUAUUUUUGCCCUAUAUAAAACAUUAAAAUAACAUGCUCUGUACACAUGCUGUCAACAAAAGCCAGCUCUAGGAACCUGAGUGCCAGAAUGCCUGAGGGAGCUACAGCUGGGCUUAGUUGGCUGGGAUUGAGCUCGCUGUCUGAGGGAGCUCGCUCUGUCUCUCUCACACUGGCAGUUUACACCAGCCGGCAGCCCUGAGCAGCAGUGGGUGUAACUUUUUAUAAAUAAGGAUUCAUUGAUUCAUUCAUAUUCUCAAUAUUUCUUGAAGACCUACCCCGAGCCAAGCAUGGUGCCAGGCAGUGGGGAUGCAGUGGAGAGCAAACAGCCCUGCCCAUGCAAAGUGUCCUGUACGGUGAGAAGUGUGAGCUGCACCCACAAAGGGAAAGAGCCCAGUGCAGCUUUUGCAAAAUGCAGGGAAGGAUGCUGCUAGCCUCAGGGUGACCUAGAACUUUAAGCUCAUCUUUGUUUUCAGGAGCCCAGUGCCUCCCCUCCACCCCUAAAGAAUAUCUCAAAGACGUGGAUUUUCAUUUCAGUAAGAUUUAGGGGUGCAUGGGCAGGCAGUGCUGGAGGAACUGGGAGGCAGGUUUGGAGGCUGCAGUGGGACCACUGGCCCCUCCUGGCUACAGUUUCAGGCCAGGAGCUUGUUGGCACCUGGUGCAAACUCCCAAACCUGAGGGGUCCCCACAACCCCCCAGCCCAUCUUAACUUCCUCUUCCCCCAAGCUAUCUGGUGUUGGAAAGCCAGCAUCUAGUGUGGAAACAAGCUUUCUCACCAGGUAGGCCAUCCGCUGUCAGGACCAUUAGGUAAAAACAGAAGUGACAGGUUGUAGGAAGUCGUUCGAUCUGUGAGGCUGCGAGCACUUCAGUGCCUGGGAUUUACCUAACUGCCAUGAAACACUGAUUAUCCAGCAUUCAGCAUGUGUCAGAUUCUGUAACUAUUUCUCCUGUGAUGUAUCAGUCAGCUUUUGCUGCAAAACAGCAUCAGAAAUCUCAGUGGUCUACAACUAGAUUCCCAUUCUUGGGUAGUCUACAAGUUGGCUUCUAGGUUAUGCUCCAGGCUGGGGGUCUGAUCACGUCUGCUCCACAACAUGUCCCGUAUUCUGGGUCCCUGGUUGAAGCAGCAGCUUACCUUGGGCCGUGUUCUUUCUCAUGGCAGAAGCACAGGAGGCCAAGCCCUACCUUGCAAGCACAAAUACAGCCCCUGCUCACUUUCUGUUGGCCACAACACAUGGCCAUGCCUGACCUCUGUGGGGUGAGGCAGUGCAUGGCCAAGGAACAAGCACAGUCCACACAGGGGGCUGUCACUCCGUGACCUCAGUAUUACAAAAUGGUUCUCAAGGAGUCGCAAAAUGUGUGGCAGAUCAUCCAUGAUUUGUUUCCCGUGUGCUUUACGAAUAUCCUGAAAUUUUUAAAAGCUGUUUCCAUUAGAAGGGAUCUGUUGGGGAUUUGAGGUGAGAUGAGAAAGACCCUGCAUUCCAGCCCCUCAGUUAGCAGUGGUGAGGCCGGAGUACUCCACACGGGACAGUUUUAGGAAAGUGCUGGAAUCCAAAGUUUCUCCGGAGGGCUAUGCAAGGCGCUUUGGAAAGGCGAAGCCUGGGCGCAGGGAGCCCAGCCAUGUAGGUAGAAGCAGCAGACGGUGAGGGAGGCCAUCCCCACCUGGCCCUGCCAGGGCCCUGACUCAGUGAAGGAAGCUGUUGGGAUACAGGUCAUUCAGCCGGGCAGGAAAGAUGGGAUGAAGCCCAGCAAGUUCACAGGGAUCCGGGAAGUUGUGUGGCUGGAAACCCAGGCAGGGCUGCACCACAGGGACCAUUUGCUGGAGAUGCAGCACUUGCCACAGCCACCACCACUGACAGCAUGACACCCACAAAAAGGGAGCCUCCAGCUGCACCCCUGCUGCUGCGAGUACUUCCUCAGCUGUCUGCCAUGAGCUUAAGGUUAAGUACCAGGAGGGAGGAUAUGAUUGGGCAAACCUCAGGCAUGUGUUCAUUCUGUAGCUUCCAGAACAUGCGAGGAGAGAGCAUCUGGCUCCUUUGUCUCGAGGAGGAGGGGGCAGGACUCUGCCAGAACUCACUCGAUAAAAGAUUUUCCCAAAAGGAAGGGUGUUCAGAUGACAAAAGUCCACUACACCACUUUCCUUGGCUAUCUGAUGCACCCCCAUCUUCCCAUGCGCGCACCUCAGAAAUCAGGCUCCCACCUGACAUAACACAACCAUGCCUCACAAAAAGACAGUGGUUUAUCCCUUCCCUAGGAGAAAAGAGAGGCAAUGCCAAGCUGCUUCAUCAACUGUUAAUACUUCUUCCAGCCCGCAACCCAGGAUAUCUGCAGGUGUCUCUCCCUCUGGUUUGGUCAUGGCUCUCUCUGUUCUAGAAUGUAUGGGUUAAAGUCGGCUGCCACACCAUGCCCUCGGCAGUGUGGUCCAAGGACCCCUGAGGGUCCUCAAGGUCCUUCCUUUCCCAACCCCACGUGGUUUUCUUCAGUCAGGAUACCAUACUGCAACAGACCGAAGGCGGAAGCAGCUAUGAGGAUGCAGCAGCCUUCUGUUAAGCCAGGCUUUAAGGAUCUGCAAAAAUGUAAAACGAUGCCACUCCUACUGAUGAAAUAUAUUGUUUUGGAAAAUAUAGGUUUAAAAAUUUUUUUAAGGUAACAUGUAAUGGAUGUAUAGUCUUCAAAUGGAUGAAUAAAUGUUUUUCAGAGUUA
Homo sapiens (human) is the source of this 5922-nucleotide messenger RNA. It is a transcript of the gene TMEM185B, whose product is annotated as transmembrane protein 185B. Gene Ontology annotation, cellular component: membrane. The record is from RefSeq and is marked validated. Lineage: Eukaryota; Metazoa; Chordata; Mammalia; Primates; Hominidae. Bases 425 to 1477 code for a protein of 350 amino acids. The transcript has a single exon.